This is a messenger RNA of Sinocyclocheilus anshuiensis, 2777 nucleotides long. Its product is annotated as trichohyalin-like. The coding region runs from base 263 to 2647 and encodes 794 amino acids. Lineage: Eukaryota; Metazoa; Chordata; Actinopteri; Cypriniformes; Cyprinidae. The record is from RefSeq and is a predicted model, not a curated record. The transcript has 5 exons. Gene Ontology annotation, molecular function: GTP binding.
GGAGGGACAGAGGUCACCGACGGAGGAGGGAGGAGAGGAGGCAGAGAUAUAUGAAGAAUUUCUCAUCUGUGACACGUGUGAGGAUGAAGGUGGAACAUCAGUGGAUGAAGAUCUGAGCAGAUCUGGAGCUUCAGUCAGAGGAGACGAGAAAAAGAAGGACACAAAAACAGCUAGUGAUGGAGGAGUGUUGACUACUGGGAAAGCAAAGCUGAACAUUGUGCUGUGUGGAAAUAAUCCAACACUCAAGAACUCAGUGUCUAGAAUGUUUAGAGGGGUAACGAGUAAACCUCAGAAAGAGAGGAGCAAUGUGUUUGUGAAGAAAGAGGAGAAGAUGGAUGGACGGCAGAUGUGUGUAAUAGAGCUCCCAGCUCUCUCUCAGCUCUCAGAGGAGGAAGUGAUGUGUCAGACUCAUCUCUGUUUGUCUCUCUGUGAUCCUGGAGUUCAUGUUUUCAUCCUCGUUACUCCUGUCAGUCCACUUACUAAUGAAGACAGAGCAGAAAUGGAGAAGAUUAAAGGAAUAUUUUAUUCACAAGAGCACUUCAUAGUGCUUUUCAUCACUGAACUCACUGUUGACCAAAGUGUGUCAGAUUUAGUAGAAUCCACAGAAUCUCAGAGGAUUGUGAGUCUCUAUGGGAGCUGGCACAGUGUGAUGGGGUUAAAGGACCAGAGAAACUCAGAACAGAUCUCAGCCCUGUUAGAUCGUAUAGAGAGCAUGAAGACUGAACCCUAUUCUCUUCAUACGUAUAUGAGAGCUUCAGAGAAGAGAGUCAGAAAUGAACUAGAGGAGAAACUGAGAGACAAUGAAAUCGAAGAGCUACAGGAGAAUAUCAAAACACUGGAUGAUGAAGAUUCACCAUCAGAUCCGGGAUGUUUGAGACUCUUGCUCUUUGGGAGGACAGGAAGUGGAAAAUCUGCAACAGGAAACACUAUCCUCAGAAAAAAUGAGUUUCACAGUGAAGCUAGUUCACGUUUGGUGACCACUGUUUGUCAGAAGAGAGUUGGUGAAGUUGAUGGUCGAUCAGUAGCUGUUAUUGAUACUCCAGGACUCUUUAACACAACACUGACGAAUGAACAAGUGCAGGAAGAAAUAAUGAAGUGUAUUUCACUGUCAGCACCUGGACCACAUGCGUUCAUCAUUGUGCUGAGUGUGGGAGGAAUCACUCGAGAAGAGAAAGACACUUUAGACAUGAUCAAGAUGAUCUUUGGCUCAAAAGCAGCAGAUUUCUGCAUUGUUCUCUUCACUAGAGGAGAUGAUCUGAGAGGACAAACAAUAGAAGAAUAUGUAGAGAAAAGUAAAGAUGCUGAUCUCAAGAAACUGAUCAGUGAUUGUGGAAGCAGAUUCCUGGCUUUUAACAACACAGAAACACAAGAUCAGACACAAGUUACUCAUCUGUUAAAUAUGACAGAAGAGAUUAAUCAGGGCCGAUACUUCACUAAUGAGAUGUUUGAGGAGGCAGCGAUCUCCACUGAGCAGAGAAUGGAAAUGAUAGAAGAGCAUGAAAGAACAAAUCUGGCUCAAAUUGAAGAAUUAGAAGCCAAAUAUGACAUGGAAGACAUGAGUAUAAGAAAGAGACUGAAGGAGAAAAAACAAAGGACAGAAGAGGAAAGAGAGAGACUGAAGAACAAGUUCAGAGAACAAGAGGAAAGACUCAGGAGAGAGUUUGAGGAGAAAGAAAAAUCAGAGCAGAAGAAACAAGAGACGGAGGAUCAGAAACAAUCAGAAGAAGAGAAACAGCAAAGAACUGAAUAUGAUCAUAGAAUAGAGAAGAUGAAGAGAGAGACUGAAGAUCAGAGGAUACAGUAUGAAAAACAGCAAGAAGAAAGAGAAGAAAAAGAUAGAAAGAGAAAAGAAGAAUAUAACCAAGACCAAGAAAAUAUGAGAAAUGAUCAUGAACACAUCAUGACAGAGUUAAGAAAAAAGCAGGAAGAGGAAAUAAAAAAGAGAGAUUCAGAGGAACAAAUGAUGAAGGAACAAGAAGAGAAAGAGAGAGAAGAAUGGAAGAGAAAAAUAAAAGAGGCAGAAAGUGGCAAAGAGACUCAAGAGCAAAUGAAACGACAGCAGAGAGAAUGGGAGGAAGAGAAGAACAGACAGAUGAGAGAACGAGAGGACGAGGAAAGAGAGAGACACAAUGACCAGCUGAGAGAAAAACAAGAAGAACUGGAGAACAAGAGAAAGAUUUCUGAAAGAGCGAGAGAAGAAGAACAGAUGAUAGAGGAGGAGAGAGAGAAACAGAAAAGAGAGAGAGAGGAAAAAGAGAGAGAAUAUGAAGAAAAGAUAAAGGAAGUGAAGAGACGUUAUGAGCAGCUGGAGCGAGAGAGAAAAGAGGAGAGGAAGAGAAGAAAACGAGAGGAUGAAGAGAGACGAGUGGAGAAGAGAAAGAGAUGGGAGAAAAUGAUAGAAGAUCUGAAACUAGAGCAAGAGGAGGAGAUCUGGAGAAGAGAAAGAGAAGAGAGAGAAAGAAUAUACAGAGAAGAAAAAGAGUGUGAUGAAAUGAAACAGAAACAUGAAGAUGAAAUAGAGAAGAUGAAGAGGAAACAUCAAGAUGAAGCCAGAGAACAAAGAGAAGAACUGAAUGAUUUCAGAAAGAGAAAAGAGCAGCACGUUCAGGAGCUCAAGGAGAGACUCGAACAACUAUAUGAAAUGUAAAAGGAGCUAAUAGAUAUUCAGUUAUGUCAUGUCAUGUGAAACAUUUCUAUAUUCCUGAAACAUUAGAAAAAGGCAGUCCGGUACUAAAAUCACGCCCAGUUCCGGCGGUGCGAAAACGCCAAAAAGUGGG